This is a messenger RNA of Mytilus californianus (California mussel), 2280 nucleotides long. RefSeq lists its product as uncharacterized. Gene Ontology annotation, biological process: regulation of DNA-templated transcription. Lineage: Eukaryota; Metazoa; Mollusca; Bivalvia; Mytilida; Mytilidae. Gene Ontology annotation, molecular function: DNA-binding transcription factor activity. The transcript has 3 exons. The coding region runs from base 228 to 1184 and encodes 318 amino acids. The record is from RefSeq and is a predicted model, not a curated record.
UUGACAGUUUUUCAUAUAAAAUUAACCAAUAAUAUUGAUACAUUUUUGCUGAUCGUCAGCAAACGUAGGUGGUACGUAUCUUUCGUAUUGACUACGUAUUAUAUAGUUUGUUAGGAAUUUUCAAACACAGUUUCCAAAAAAUACCAGUGAGUGAACAGUUAAUAUUAGAAGCGGAGUAUAUUACGAUAGGAAUAUCAGUAGCAAAGUGACAUACAAUUUAUGACCUAAUGGACACCGGCAUCAUCAAUGUGGAUAUCAACUUUGGUGAACAGAAAGAUGAUGUAUUGAAGAAAUCACCAAGCCACGAAUCAGACAGUGGGGUUAGUAUCAUGAGUAGUCCCCAGCAUUCGAUAAUAUCUGACUUUGAAGAUGACAUUUCUUUCAAAGCUCUGUCCCCUCCAUGCUUUGAAAAUUUUGAGAAUCUGUUGGACACUGGACUAUCUAAUUACUUAGCUAGUGAAACUGACAGUAAUGAUGCUUCUGAUUUUGAUGUAGCAAGCAUUGUGUCUGUUUCACCAGUUGUUCCAAGUAAUACAAACGCAUAUCACUGUCAAGUGUCUGAUACCUCUCAGGAUUCUGAUAUCAAUUGCAGGAAGCAAGAUCUUUCCAACACUACUGUAGCAAAGGCAGUUAACACUAGUGAAGCAAAAAAUAGCAAUUUCUCUACUUUACCACCUGUUAAAGUGAUCAAGGUCAUAACUGCACCAAGGACUAGUUCAAGGUUUCAGAUGGAGAAAGAGAUAGUUGAAGCCAUUGAUGAGAAAAACAAGAAAAAUGCAAAACAAGCCAAAAUGAAUCGCGAAAAGAAAAAGGCUUAUAUUAAAAAUCUUGAAGAUGAAGUUGAUUCAUUACAAUCUCAAAAUGCCAAUUUAAAUGACAAAAUGGAUAAGCUGGAGCACCACAAAAAUGCUCUUGAGGAAGAAGUUGAUUAUCUUAAAAGUGUUCUAGCGAAUCAAAGUACAUUGUCAAACUUGCUGAAAAACAUUCCAAAUGCCAAUGUUAAACUAACAAGUUCAUUUAGGGAACGCAAAAGAAGUGCUGCACAUGACCAUGACUAUCAAGGGAAAACAAAACAUUGCAAGAAAUCGAAAUCUGCAGGAGUUUGUCUUCAUGUCGAGAAUGAAAAUGUGUCGUUGGAGUUUUGUGCAUCGUGUUCAAGGAAUGCCCAAGGAAGUAGCAGUUGAAACUGCUUCAUUUGUUUAAAUCAGGAUGAGGUGAUCAUGUACAAAUGUACAUGCAUGUUCAUUAUGUCCAUCAACUGGACAUAGACUUUCAGGUAUUAGAAGGUCAACUCUGGAUACUGGUAAAUAGAUUUAAGUACAAUGAUGCUAUAAAUGAUCACAGCACCCAGUUCAGGUUUAAAAAUUACAAAAAAAAUGUUUGACUCUUUGUAAAAAGUGUACAAAUGUAUAGUAUAUUAACUUUGAAUAAUACUUAAAAAUUAUUGUAAACAGUUUUAGGCUUUAUUAAAGAAAAUAAUAAAGUUCUUGAAAGUCAAUAUGUAAAAUGACUAACAAUGUCAUAAAGCAUGGAAAGUUAAUAAAUUUACAUGAUGAUAAAUAUAUAAUUGCCUCAGAUGAAAAUACAUUCUAAAUAAUAUUCAGAUUAUGGACAAUGCUGUAAAGCCUAAAACUGUAACUAGAAAUAUCAUGUAAAUUCAUUUAUGAAGAUUAUUCUAAUGACUCUUACAGUUCUUUUGACAGGUUGCUGUUACCAUUGAGAAACUGAAGGCUGAUAGGAUACCAAUUCUUCAGCUCUUUACCAUAUUUGUUGUGAAUCCUGUUGGUGAAAUGUUUGGAGCCAAGUGAAUGUAGAGAAAGAAAGAAGCAUUUCCCGGGAAUUAUAAAUCGGGUAGUAUCAAGAAGGUGAUAUACAGUUGUAGGCUGUCAAAAUGAAUAAGGUUGGGGAAAUUCAAAAUCUGAAAUUUUAAUUAUUUCUGUAAUAUUUUUUGGCAUCAAUAGAAAAGCAUGCUAAUUAUUGCAAGCUUACAAAAUUGGAAUGAUUUGGGAUGCAUAUUUUUACCAAAGAGAUUUGAUUUCUCGAAAGAAAUUUUUUUUUUCUUGAAGAAUGCAUUUGAGUAAAAGGAAUGUUAGUUACUUUUGGGCGUUCACAGAUAUUUAUCUGUAAAAAAUAAUUGUUAUUAUGAUGAUAAGGAAUUUAUUUGUUCGAAACUUGUUACAUUUAGUGCAGUGCUAUUUUUGACAAUUAUUGUAUUGUUAAUAUUGCAUGUUACUGUAUUAUAAAGAUAAUGACAUGAUUAAAAUGUUACGUUUUGAAGAA